AUGGCGUUGUGCGAGGUGCAUCGAUCGGCCACCGUGGCCUUCGCGCCAACGGAGCCGCUUAUAGCGAUGGGGACUAUGGCGGGGGCCAUCGAUCUCUCCUUCUCCUCCUCCGCCUGCCUUGAAAUCUUCCGCCUCGAGUUCGCAUCCACCACCGCAUCCGCCGACAAUCCCGCCGCGUCUGCCGCCUCCUCCGGCGGUGGGGUCAGCCCGGCCGGGACUUUUGGGAACGCCGCAGACGUGUCACCGGACGAUUUUUUCGGCGGACUUGGCAGCCCUGACCAAUCCGGAGGCAAGGCGGCUGGCGGAGUCGCGGGAGGCGCGGGGGCGGCGGGCGGGCGGUCGGAUCUGCCGUCGCUGGGGGCGGCGACGGCGAGCGAUCGGUUCAAUCGGCUGUCGUGGGGAUCGUGCGGCGUGGAUCAGUCGGAGGCGUUCAGCCAUGGCAUCAUCGCGGGCGGACUGGUCGAUGGCACCGUCGCUCUCUGGAACCCCGCGCGCAUCAUUAGCGGCAAGACGGGCGACGGAGAGGGAGCUCUCGUCGCCAAGAUGUCCAAACACAAGGGCGCGGUGCGCGGGUUGGAGUUCAACCCAGCGGCGGCCAACCUGCUGGCGUCAGGCGCGGAGGACGGAGAGCUCUGCAUCUGGGACCUCGCCAACCCCGCCGCGCCCUCUCUCUACCCCUCGCUCAAGGGAGCGGGGGGAGGGCCGCAGGGGGAGAUAUCGUGCCUGGCGUGGAACCGCAAGGUGCAGCACAUCGUCGCCACCACCUCCUACAGCGGCCUCUCCGUCGUGUGGGAUCUCCGCAAGCAAAAGCAGGUCAUCAGUUUCGCGGAUCCAGUGAGCAGGAGGAGGUGCUCGUGUCUGCAGUGGAACCCCGAGAUCGCCACACAGCUCAUCGUUGCCUCUGAUGACGACCGCUCGCCCUCGCUGCAGGUGUGGGAUCUGCGCAACGCCAUGUCGCCUGUGAAGGAGCUCACCUCGCACACUAAAGGAGUGUUGGCCAUGGCGUGGUGUCCCAGUGACAGUGGGUUGCUGCUCUCAUGUGCCAAGGACAACCGCACCCUCUGCUGGGACACGUCUGUCGGGGAGGUCUUGUGUGAGCUACCAGCAGGCACCAAUUGGAAUUUCGACCUGCAGUGGUCGCCACGGGUGCCGGGGCUGCUCUCCGCCUCCUGCUUCGACGGCCACGUGUCGCUCUACAACAUCGAGUCCGCCAGCAGCAAGGAGUCGGACUUUGGAGCGUCGCUGGCCAACAGAACGCCCAUGGCAACAUCCCGCGCGCCCAAGUGGCUGAAGCGGCCCUGCGGAGCAACGUUUGGCUUUGGCGGGCGGCUGCUGUGCUUUGGAAGCAAGGCGGGGCAGGCGGGGCAUGGGGCGCAGGUGGCGGUGCACAGCGUGGUGACGGAGGAGGGCGUGGUGGCGCGCACUGACGAGUUUGAAGCCGCCGUUGCAGGCGGCGACAGGGAGAAUCUGAAGGCGUUCUGCCAACACAAGGCACAGCUCGCCACCGCACCAGAGGACAGGGAGACGUGGGACUUCCUCACAGUGCUCUUUGAGGACGACGCCCGUCGCAAGCUGCUGGCGCACCUCGACUUCCCGCCCAUCCACAUCCCCAACCCCACCCUCCCUCCUGCCGAAGACCCCGCCGCUGCUGAAGCCGAAGCAGCAGCAGCAGCAGCAGCAGCAGCAGCAGCAGAGGGAGCGGCGGGAGGAGAGGCCAGAGCAGAGGCAGCGGCAGCAGGCGUGGGAGGGUUGUCUCUUGACGGGACCGCUGGUGGUGCUGGUGGGGAUGGGGCAGGGGUUGUGGGGGGAACAGGGCUGGAUGGGAUCCCGUCUGCUACAGGCGAUGUUGACUUCUUUGACAAUCUUGCCGGCAGCUCCACUCCCCGCGCCACAGCCGCCGCUACAGCCGCAGCAGGGGCAGCAGCAGGGGAAGCGCACGGGGAAAACGGGGAUGUCACCGGGGAGGGAGCAGGGGACGGGGAGGCGGACGAGGAGGAGGAGGAGGAGGAGGAGGGGGAGGAGGAGGGAGGAGGGGAGUGGGAGGGGGAAGUCCAGAGGGCGUUGGUGGUGGGGAACUAUGAGGCGGCGGUGGAGAGGUGUCUAGCGGCGGGCAGGGUGGCGGAUGCGCUGGUGCUGGCGGCGGUGGCGGGGUUCAAUUCCGACCUCUGGGCGCGCACGCAGCGCUGGUACCUUCGCCGCCACCGCCGCCGCUCCUUCCUCAAGGUGGAGCAGCGCUGGCACCUGCGCCACCACCGCCGCCGCUCCUUCCUCAAGGUGGGUGGGUGGGCCCUCACCGUGUGGCUUUUGACCACUACUCGGCUUGCAGCCGAUGACCAUCCAGUUAUCCCCCGUCCCGUUCACCAACUCUCCUCGCGUCCCCUUUAUUUGUUUCACCUCCCUCCUUCUCCCGCCCUCUCUCCGCGCCAUUCUUCCCCCUCACCCCCACAGUACGCGCCGAGCCACGAGUGGUCCGUCCUGUGUGACGAGCUGGCAGCGCGGCUGGAAGCAGCGGGGCAGUGGCAGGCGGCGACGCUGUGCUUCAUGUGUGCGGGCUCCAUCGACCGCGUGGUCGACAUCUGGGCCUCGCGCCUGCAGCCCUCACAGGGGUCCCCGCCGCUGCCGCACCUGCAAGAUCUUAUCGAGAAGGCAGUGGUGCUGGGCUUGGCUACAGGACAAAGCAGAGUGGGCGGCAGGUGGGCAGCAUCCCUCGUCUCGGAGUACGCAACUGUACUGGCAGCGCAGGGCCGGGCGGCGGCGGCACAGCAUCUGUUGUCUCUUCUGCCGCCGUGGGAGGAGAGUGUGAAUGACCCGAGUGUGGCCGAGGCUGCCACGGCUGCUGCUGCCUUGAAGGAACGGAUCUACCGCAGCGGACUCG
Messenger RNA from Closterium sp. Yama58-4, 2875 nucleotides. NCBI's taxonomy places the organism in Eukaryota, Viridiplantae, Streptophyta, Zygnematophyceae, Desmidiales, Closteriaceae. The record is from the annotation of a GenBank genome assembly.